AUGGAUUCCUCCGGACUCACUCGCAAGAGAGGGAGAGCCGAUGCCCCCGCUAACGGCAAUGGCGGAGCUGUCGGAUCGAAGAAGAGCAAAGGUAUGGGUUGGCCGUGCCAUUAAAUUGUUCGGUUGCUUUGGCAGUUACUUUAUUUAUCCGCGGGGUAUUUCUUGAUGUUAUUAGGGUUCUAACUUGGACUGGGAAGUCUCAGGUUCAUUUGGGCGACUUUAUUAGUAUUCUUGGUAUGUUAGUCAAUAGGGCAUCUGGCUGUUUGCGUAACCGCCGACUAUUAUUUACACGAAUUAAAUAUUCAUCGCCCAUUGUCCGAGCAGGCAGGACGCCUACGCCCUUGGUCCUGGCAUUUUCCAUUUUCAUGAUGGUGGAUUUUCUUCUAAGAAUAUUCUUUUGUUAUUGGACACAAUAGCGAGGCUCAUAAUGUUGAUACCUAAUCAUCCGCACUUAACGUGGUUUUAUUUGAACGGUAUCAUCUUUCCUUGAGCGUUCACCCACGCAGAAUGGGUACCCGAAGGAUGUUUGCGAGGGACGACAUCUGUUUGUGAAAGCUGCCUAAAGUAUAUCAUUCACUGGUGCUCCCUGUAUGAUAAGGAAGAAGAAUGUUUCAAUCUAUAUUUUUCGCAUCUAUCCUCGUAGCAGUUCUCAAAUCGAAAGUCUCAAUUCUUGUCUCGCAAAAAAAAAAAUUGAAAGCCCGAUCUCUUUUUCUGGCGGAAGUUGUCAGCCAGGAGAAUGGUUUCUUUGAGUCCAUUUUCGGAUUUUAGCAUCCUAUCUUUCAAGCUUUCGCUUCUGAAAGUAUUGCGGUGGUUAUUUUUUUAUUUAUUUCCUUAUUUUUUAGUAGAUAACAUGGGCCGUAUUAUGUUUAAUUAAUUUGGCGUGUACUUUCCCUAGUCUCCCUUUUCCCUUGUAUGUGAUUGUAUCGGUAAUCAUUUGAACUUUCAGUAGAUGUGAGAAUAUCUUUUUAAUGAUAUACAGAAUGGAUGGCACUUUUGAAAAUUUUCAAGUCUCAAGAUUAAUAACCCAGUGAAAUCUAACUGAAAAAAAGUAAUUAAUGUCAUGCAACAGAAAUGCAGUCCAUCCAACCUGGUGUAGGAAGCAAAUCGAAGCCAUGUACCAAGUUUUUCAGGUUCCAAUCUUAACUCAUCUAAGAUGAACACUCACUGUAAAUUUAUCGUUUUCAUAAUAGUUUUAAUAAACAUUUUUUCGUUUUUUUCUAAGCAAGAUAACUUUUUGCGGAACUAAUGAAUUCAUCAUCUAAGUUGUGAUACAGGUCCACGUGCUAUAAUUAAUGGUAACAGGAUUGGAUUGGGUAAUUUGAUGAUCGCCAUGGGAACCUCCAAAUACUAAUACGUGAAGCAACUUGUAACUCGAACUGGCAACUAUGCCUGGCAUCAAAAGAUAAUUAUAAUUGGCAUUGUGUGUCUUAUAUGUGAUUGGAUCUUCUAGUAAAUCUGUCUGUGUCUCUUGUCUCAUUCUUUUUGGAAGACAAUUUUUUUUGGGAAGAAUAUGGAAUGUAUUUAAGCAAUCAAUUACAAAGUUGAAAUUGAAAUGAGUAAAUAAUUUCUGAUUAUGUCUGUGAAGCAUUUUGGUUGGAUUGAAUUUCACGUGUUACAGCACACCCAUAUUCAUGAAUACACAUUGUUUUUUCCUCUCGUUCAUGCACAUACAAUUUUUUUUCAUCUGAUUUUCUCAUGCCUUUGUAGAUGCAUGUACUCCAGCGCUCAGUGUUUCUGUGAGCAAAUAUUAUUUGUUAAAUAAAGCUAAUAAUUAAUUCAAAGCCUCUUCCACCAAAUAAUUGAUAUUUUUUCGCAGCGUGCAUUGAUUAUUUAAUACGAUUAUUAUUCUUUUACUUACCGUGAACGUUUAAUAGCUGUAUUUCAAUUCCCAUGGGAAUCUAAAUAAUGUCUUUGAUGUAUGAUAUUGUGCUGACAAUAUUAAUAAUGCCCUGUUAAGUGAGUUACUUUGUAUAAUAGCACUUUUUUGUGUGUUUCUUGAAAAUUUCCAUCUGCCAGACAGAUGAAUUCAGAUUGUUGAAAUGCAAAAACAUUAAAGCAGAUCUUAGCAUCAAUGCUUCCUACUUUAUAGUAGUUUUCUUCGUUUGCAUCUAUACGCGAUUUAAGCGGUUUUUUUUUUAACUAGCGGACUGGAGUAAAUGAUUUGGCCAGAUUUAGCGAAAUAUCUGUUCGGCAGUUUAGUCCUAUGCAUGCAACAUUUUAGUCCUAUGUUCGGCAGUUAUUGGUUAAUUCUUGAUCAUAUAAUAUGAUAAAGGAAAUUCCUAUCAGCCUAUUAUUCUUAAUUUUUUUACCUUUGAUAGCAUUCUUCGAUUAUGGGUUGAGAUGUGAUGAGGUUAACAGCUUCGGAGUAAGGAAGGUUUGAUGGGCAACCUUCAUCUCCUCUCUCUACGGUUCACCUUGUAAUUCGAGUUAGGGGGGAGAACCUUUUUGCUUUCCUUCACUAUUCCCUUCACUUUUAUUCCCUUCUUGAGUUACUUGGAGUUUCCAAGGAUGAUAGUUUGCCCCAACCAGGUGUCUUCUCCCUCUCUCUCUUUCCUUCCACUAUAAGUUGAUUGGAGGGUUUCGUUAUAAAUUAGGCACUUGUGCGGAGUAUGAGGAUCCCGACUUGUGUUGUUGAACCUUAUCUAUUUGGCCUUAUAAUAUUUCCCAUUAAUUAGAUAAAGCUGCGUCAUAAUCUGGUCAACUGGAAUUUUUAUCACAGUUAUAUUACAUUUAUGUAUUUGAAUUGUUUUUUUUGUUUAUAUUAUUUUAAUGAGUACAAACGAUAUUUUUCUCUCAGUGAGUUGCUUCGAGAGUUAAAAAAUUUAUGUGAAAAGUUGUUUUCUUAAGUUUCCUCGGUCGGUUAUCUGGAGUUGAUUCGACUCUUGAUUUUUACAUUUUACAUCUUUUGUUUCUGUGUUAUUGAUUCUACUCAGACCAUAUCAAAACGAUGCCCUUGAACUUUAAUUUUUCUUUCAUCUGGUUGAGGCCACCUUGUAUUUGUUUAAAUAAUCGGUACAUUUAUAUUGGUGGGCAUGCUGUCGUUUCAAAGUUUUUUUAGAUUUGGUAUCGUAAAAACUGUCUGAUUAUGUUGUAGUCGUACCAUCCUUGAUAAGUUAUAAUGGUUAACCCAGCAAUUUAUAUAUUCUUUAUUAGUCCAAUUUCUAUCCUCUACAAGAUUCAUUAUGGGAUGGGAGUCUUUUACUAGGUGUCAGUUUUCCUUGGCUUGGGGAUCGUGUCCCUGAUUUGCCAUGUUGAAAAAGGUUAAUAUUAUCAUCAGGAUUUGAAAUCAAUGGAAUCCACUCCCUUCGUUUUGUUCAUUAGAAUGGUCCUGUAUUUUUAGUAAGCGACGAGUGUAUCCUAUAAUUUCGCUGUAGUUUUGUCGUGGACUUGUUUUUUGGGUAAGUUUGCAUGCCUUUCAUUUGUGUGAAUUGUUUGCCUUUUAUCACUUUGCAUCAUUCCGAGAGCAGAUGUAUCUCAUUUAUCAGGGAACGGGGCCAUUCCUUGUCUUAAUUUAAUUCAGCUGUGGGACCGAGCCAAGUAUAAACCUUAUCUUUUGAAGAUUUUUGUGUAAUUGUAGCAGUAGUAGUAAUUAUUAUUAUUAUGAAGAUUAGUCGCAAGCCACCCUCUUUAUUAGUGUUCGCCGCAUCCUCAUGGCUGUGAGAUCUUCAAAGAACGUAGAGUUUAUCGUGCUGCAAACAUUACUUGUAUUUGUUGUGUCUUUUGGGAUCCCUGCUGUGCCUCCUUAAUGACAACACUUGGUAGCCACCUUUUAUUUAUCCUGCUCUAUCUUCGAUCAGUGCCGAUUAUCUGAGGUUCACCAUGGAUGUAGUUAAUGAUCAUAAGUUUAUUCUACCUCUCUUUAUUCUUUUCUGUACCCAUUUUGAUUGUCAUACGCCCCCAUCCACAUGGGUAGUCUUUUAAAGUAAUGUGAUUUGAUUGUGCUAUUAUUAGUGUAAUCCCAUGAGAAGUGACGACGAAGGUGAUCAAAUUUUAUCUUUUAUCAUCGCAUGUCCCUCUUUUUUUUUUUUUUUUGGAGGCUUACGAUCAGAUUCUUUAUUCAUUUACUAAUUUUAUGUUAAAGAUGGCCAUUGCAUGCCGUAACUGGGGUGUCUGUUCUUCUUUUUAAUUUACAGCAUUGCCGGAUGCCCGUUUGGAGAGGGCUGCCAUUUUCUUCACUAUGUACCAGGCGGCAUCAACGCCGUGGCCCAGAUGACCAACUUGGGCAACCCCUCGAUCCCCUCUAGGAACCCGAUGGCCCCAGCGCAUCUGGACCUCCCCACCCGCGGUGAAGACUCGGAUAUGCAACAACUACAAGUCCCCGGAGGGCUGCAAAUUCGGCGACAAGUGCCACUUUGCUCAUGGGGAGAGGGAGCUCGGGAAGCCCAUCCACUCAGCGCACGGGUCGGGGGGGGGGCGCUCUGGCGGCCGCAUCGACCCGCCGCCGGCGUCCGGAUUCGGGGCGGCGGCGAGCUUCGGGGCGUCGGCCACUGCCAAGAUCAGCGUGGACGCCUCCCUUGCAGGGGCCAUCAUAGGGAAGGGCGGGGUGAACUCGAAGCAGAUCUGUCGGCUGACGGGCGCCAAGCUGUCCAUCCGAGAGCACGAGAUGGACCCGGGCUUGAGGAACAUCGAGCUGGAGGGGACUUUCGACCAGAUCAAGCAGGCCAGCGCCAUGGUCCGGGAGCUCAUAGUGAACAUCAGCUCGUCGAUGCCCUCGCCGCUGUCCAAGAAUGGCUCGGCGCCCACCGGGCAGGCGGCGGCGGCACCGGGCAGCAACUACAAGACGAAGCUCUGCGAGAACUUUGCGAAGGGACCCUGCACGUUCGGGGACCGCUGCCACUUCGCCCACGGCGCCAGCGAACUGCGCAAGGCCGCCGUCUGA
Spirodela intermedia is the source of this 4879-nucleotide messenger RNA. Lineage: Eukaryota; Viridiplantae; Streptophyta; Magnoliopsida; Alismatales; Araceae. The record is from the annotation of a GenBank genome assembly.